UUGAUAACUCAGUCUGCGUUGAGUUCUCUUGUGCCAGCGUUUGCAUUGCAAUAUUGUUUAAUAAGUGGUAUUUUUUGUUCAGUUGUAAAAAGUGUAUGUCCUCAAUUAAUAAAAGUUUAAUGCAAAUUUUAAGUCCAAGUUCAUGGUCACCAUUCCAUUCCGCGAAGUGCGAUUCGCUGUCACCGGACUGUCAUGUCGGUUGUCAUUGUCAUAUGUCAGUCGGUCGCUGGAUGACGUACGAUUUGAACGUGUGUUGUCCGCCAGCCCGCGAGCAAUUUGCAUGAAAUCGCGUUUAUUCAAUUACACAUUAUCAUAUAAGUGCCGUUUGGACGCUCAGGAGCACCGGGAGAUGCGUGACCACGGCCGGACACAGUGAUCAAAGACAACGAUUUAGUUUUUGUACAAAAAGUUAGCACUCCGCGCGGCUGUGCGGCGAUCCGAUUUGUUUUGAUAAAAUUGUUUUGUUUUCUGUGUGAAUUGAAAGAACUUUUGCAAUCAAAAUGAAGGUGCAGCACAGCAAAGACGAGACUUCGGACGACGAGUCCGGGCUGGGGUACCAAAAUACUUUGAUGUAUGGUCGCUACCAACGCGACCUAAGCGAAGCGGCCAGAGAAGAAGCGAGAAGACUCCGCAGAUUGCGCAAGAAGAGACGGAAAGACGACAAGCUCCGGCAGAAGGAGCUAGAAGCGACUGGCAAGCACCGGCCUAGGGGAAAGUUCUUUAAGGUCUUAGGUUAUGUCUGGAGACACACGUUCGCGCGGCUCGGCGAAGACUGGGUGUUCCUGGCGGCGCUGGGCAUCAUCAUGGCGUGCAUCAACUACGCCAUGGACAGGGGCAUCGCUAUAUGCAAUAAUGCUCGGAUGUGGAUGUACAGGGACCUGGCCACGUCGACCUUCAGCCAGUACGUGGCGUGGGUGUCGCUCCCGGUGUGCCUCAUACUCUUCGCGGCGGGCUUCGUGCAUAUCGUCGCUGCGCAGAGCAUUGGAUCGGGUAUCCCAGAGAUGAAGACCAUACUGCGAGGGGUGCAUCUAAAAGAGUACCUAACAUACCGUGCUCUAAUAUCGAAGAUCGUCGGGCUGACUGCUACGCUAGGGUCUGGUCUACCCCUGGGAAAAGAGGGUCCAUCAGUGCACAUCGCUUCCAUGGUAGCAACCCUACUAUCGAAGCUGGUGACCACCUUCCAAGGCAUCUACGCCAACGAGUCCAGGACUACAGAGAUGCUGGCUGCUGCCUGCGCUGUGGGAGUGGCUUCUUGCUUCGCGGCGCCUGUCGGAGGUGUCCUGUUUUCCAUUGAAGUCACAACAACGUACUUCGCAGUGAGGAACUACUGGAGAGGUUUCUUCGCGGCGUGUUGCAGUGCUAUUAUGUUCCGUCUGCUGUCGGUGUGGGCGGGGCAGAUGCCGACGGUGAAGCCACUGUUCCCCACCAACCUGCCGCAGGACUUCCCAUUUGACCCCCAGGAGUUUGCCGUCUUCGUGCUGCUCGGUAUCGUGUGCGGUCUUCUGGCAGCGCUGUGGGUGUGGCUGCACCGGCAAUACGUGCUGUUCAUGCGGAAUACGCCCACACUAAGCAACUUUCUGCAGAAGAACCGGUUCAUCUACCCGGGCUUCAUGACGCUGGUGGUGAUGUCCAUCCUGUUCCCGCCGGGCAUCGGCAAGUACAUGGCGGCCGACCUCGGCAACCAGGAGCAGGUGCUGUCUCUAUUUGCCAACUUCACGUGGGGCGACGAUCUAUCGGCGGCGCAAGCGGCAGUUGUGGCUCACUGGCGAACACCCGAGCUCGGCUACUAUGGAUGCCUCGUUGUUUACUUCCUCUCUGUCUUCUUCCUGAGCAUGGUAUCGUGCACGCUGCCAGUGCCGGCCGGCAUAUUCGUGCCCGCCUUCAAGAUGGGCGCGGCGCUGGGCCGGCUGACGGGCGAGCUCAUGCACUACUUCUGUCCGCUAGGGGUCGCCUACGGAGGGCACAUACAGAAGAUCCUGCCUGGAGGGUACGCGACAGUCGGCGCGGCGGCGUUCACGGGCGCCGUCACUCAUACUGUAUCCACCAUCGUCAUCGUCAGCGAGAUGACGGGGCAGGUCACCCACUUGCUGCCUAUCAUGGCGGCGGUUCUGUCAGCUAACGCGGUGGCGGCGCUACUGCAGCCGUCCUGCUUCGACAGCAUCAUCCUCAUCAAGAAGCUGCCCUACCUGCCCGACCUGCUGUCCUCGGCCAGCCGCAUGUACGACAUCUGUGUGGAAGAUUUCAUGGUGCGUGACGUGAAGUACAUCUGGAACCGCAUGACCUUCCAGCAGUUAAAGGACCUGCUCAAAGAGAACAAGACAAUCAAGAGCUUCCCCUUAGUGGACAGCCCAGCAUCAAUGGUACUCCUCGGCUCCAUCCACCGCUGGGAGCUGGUUAAAGUGAUCGAGCGGCAGGUGGGCCGCGAGCGCAGGCUGCAGGUCGCCGCGCUCUGGCUGCGGGAGGCCGAGCUCCGGAGGAGGGAUGAAGAGGCUUCUAGGAGGGGCAGGAGACCUUCCAGGUUUGAGGUGACGCCGGCGCCCGACAUGCUGCAAGUACCAGGCUCCGGCAUGACGCGCGGCUCGUCGCUCACCACGCAGGACCAGGGCGGACUUAUACCAGCACCAGGCCAGCUGUUCCGUCCGAAGUCGAUCCUCAAGAAGACGAACUCCUUUACGUUAUCCCGCGGACUGGGCUCGCCUGCCGCUCUCACGCCCACCUCGCCACAACCUUCAGUCUACACCACCGUCACCGGAGCGGAAACCAGGAUCCGCGCAGCCUUCGAAGCCAUCUUCAAGCGGUCGUCGAUGCUACAAGACGUGGAGGGCGGGCUCACGCCGCUCCCUCGUAGUCCCUCCAUCAACAAGAAGGUGCAGCUGCCGCGUGAGCGCGUGUGUGACAUGUCUCCGGAGGACCAGAAGGCGUGGCAGCAGCUGGAGAUGGCCAAGGAGGUGGACUUCGACAAAAUGCUCCAUCUGGCGCGCAAGAGAGACCUGCGCAUGGACGACUGCGAUUAUGAGGACGAGAGCCUGUACAUCUGCCACAUCGACCCUGCUCCAUUCCAGCUCGUCGAGCGCACCUCCUUGCUCAAGGUCCACUCUCUAUUUUCGACGCUGGGCGUGAGUCGCGCGUACGUGACAGCUAUAGGUCGACUCAUAGGCGUCGUUUCACUGAAAGAGCUCCGCAAAGCGAUCGAAGACGUCAACUCGGGUGUACUAACACUAGCCACCCGCCCAGAACCGCCCACCACGCCCGCCCCAGCCGUCAUCCGCGUGCCCGCCGCCCAGCCCGCGCCGCCCACAGAUUCCGAGACAGCCAAGCUUACCGUCGCAGGGGACAACUGAACAGGACAAUUGAACAGGAAGGACAUGAAUAGAAAGGACAGUUGAACAGUAAGGACAAUUGAAAAGGAUGGGCAUAUGAACAGAAGGACAGUUGAACAGAAAGGACAUAUGAACAGUGAGGACGAUUGAACAGGAAAGGCAUAUGAACAGUGAGGACGAUUGAACAGGAAAGGCAUAUGAACAGAGAAGAGCGAUUGAUCAGUAAAGGUUUUAAACUUUCGCGUUCCAUUUCAACUAAAAUAGAGUAACAUGGCUGCAAUCCUGCAGCCGAAAUAUCGAGCUGUGAGUACAUUAUGUAACUCAUAUUAAAAUGUCGCGUUAAGGCCCAUUUUUCUCUAUUUU
Molecule: messenger RNA, 3683 nt
Organism: Ostrinia nubilalis (European corn borer)
Lineage: Eukaryota; Metazoa; Arthropoda; Insecta; Lepidoptera; Crambidae
Gene: ClC-a
Product: chloride channel protein 2
Exons: 23
Coding region: 501-3341 (946 amino acids)
Biological process (GO): chloride transport; transmembrane transport
Cellular component (GO): plasma membrane
Molecular function (GO): voltage-gated chloride channel activity
Source: RefSeq, a predicted model, not a curated record